Zingiber officinale is the source of this 1503-nucleotide messenger RNA. Its product is annotated as 4-hydroxy-tetrahydrodipicolinate synthase, chloroplastic-like. The coding region runs from base 175 to 1308 and encodes 377 amino acids. The record is from RefSeq and is a predicted model, not a curated record. Gene Ontology annotation, molecular function: 4-hydroxy-tetrahydrodipicolinate synthase activity. Lineage: Eukaryota; Viridiplantae; Streptophyta; Magnoliopsida; Zingiberales; Zingiberaceae. The transcript is spliced from 3 exons.
GGAUCUUAUUACGAAAUUAGGCUGGAGUUGAUGCGACCGUUGGGAAGGGAGACUCGCGCCGCCUUUCGUCCACGCCCUUUUUCUCCCAUGGAUUCUUCCUCGCCUCCCUUCUUCCUCCUUGCGUCGUUUCUUCGCCUCUUUUCCGUUUGUUGAAUCUUGUCGGAUCCCGAGCUUAUGGCGUCCUCCGUGCUGCUGAUGAAUCAGAUACUUUCGUCUCCUGACGCAUUUGCGGCGCCCAGUCCGCCGGUGCUGGGGCGUCGCCUUAAGUCUAUUCGUCAUGCUGGUGGUGCUUGCGUCAGAACUAGAAGAUGGAGGUCUCCAGUAGCAGCUCUUGUUCAAAACUUUCAUCUUCCUAUGCGUAGUCUAGAAGUUAAAAACAGGACCUCAGUGGACGGCAUUAGAAGCUUACGGUUGAUAACAGCCGUCAAAACCCCCUAUUUACCUGAUGGAAGAUUUGACCUUGAAGCUUAUGACUCCCUUAUGCGAAUGCAAAUUUACAAUGGUGCUGAAGGUGUGAUAGUUGGAGGUACGACCGGAGAAGGCCAACUAAUGAGCUGGGAUGAACAUAUCAUGCUCAUCGCCCAUACCGUCAACUGCUUUGGUACAACGAUCAAAGUUAUUGGAAACACAGGAAGUAACUCAACGGGAGAGGCAAUCCAUGCGACCGAACAAGGCUUUGCAGUCGGCAUGCAUGCAGCUCUUCAUAUUAAUCCUUAUUAUGGGAAGACAUCCAUGCAAGGAUUGGUCUCACAUUUUGAAUCAGUUCUUUCGAUGGGUCCAACUAUCAUAUAUAAUGUACCCUCGAGGACUGGGCAAGACAUUCCUCCUUCGGUGAUACAAACAAUCACAAAGAAUCCCAACAUGGCAGGCGUCAAGGAAUGCAUGGGAAAUGAGAGGAUCAAAGGCUACGUAGAUCAAGGGAUUGUAAUAUGGAGCGGAAACGAUGAUGAAUGUCACGAUUCUAGGUGGACAUUUGGGGCUACGGGAGUAAUAUCCGUGACUAGCAAUCUUGUUCCAGGAUUGAUGAAGGAGCUGAUGGUCCAAGGGCAAAAUCUUUCAUUGAAUUCGAAGCUGAUGCCUCUCAUGAAAUGGUUGUUCAAGGAGCCUAAUCCCAUAGGUCUCAACACUGCUCUUGCCCAGCUAGGUGUGAUUAGACCUGUUUUCAGGUUACCAUAUGUUCCUCUUCCACUUGCAAGUAGACUAGAAUUUGUGCGAAUUGUUGAAGCACUCGGACGUGAGAAUUUUGUCGGCGACAAGGAUGUGCAGGUUCUCGAUGAUGACGACUUUACAUUAGUAGGUAGAUACUAGUUUGCAUUUGGCUCUGUUAAACUUUAUUAUUUUAAUAAUCUGAAACUUUCUUCCCUUAGAUCUAGAAUGGUUUAUGUCUUGGAUGGUAGAGGAUUCUUCUUGUUCGUUAUAUUGGAGCCAAAUCAAGUCAUUAUGUCUAAUAUUGUAACUACUCUACGUAAGAGGUAAAUAGUAGAUGAUUUUGUUGAGCUACAA